Molecule: messenger RNA, 1090 nt
Organism: Amyelois transitella
Lineage: Eukaryota; Metazoa; Arthropoda; Insecta; Lepidoptera; Pyralidae
Product: protein BCCIP homolog
Exons: 7
Coding region: 115-975 (286 amino acids)
Cellular component (GO): nucleus
Source: RefSeq, a predicted model, not a curated record
UGACAGUUUUGACUUAGUUAAAGUUGACAAUUUGUUAAUAAUCGCUUGUUGUGUGUGUGGGUGGUGUUGUUUUUCGCAUUUUCUAAUAAUCCAAUCCUGUGCAAAUUCGGAAUAAUGUCUAACAAAAGAAACAAGGAGGAAAUGAAUCAGGACAGUGAAAGUGAGGAGGAGCAGGACUCCGCCAGUGAGAACUCCGAUGUGGAUUCUGACGGCAACUUUAUAGGUGACAAGGAACUGCAAGCAGACUUUGAGGGCCGCAACCCUGAGGACUGUGACUUCCACGGCAUCAAGCAGCUGCUCCGACAACUGUUCCUCAAGUCUGAUGUUGAUUUAGGGGGCCUCGCACAGAUUAUUAUCUCACAAAACUACGUAGGCAGCGUAGUGAAACAGUGUCUGGACGAACCCGAGGAGGAUGAUGAUGAGGAUGAUGGCAGUGAUGGAGUCUUUGGAAUUACUACAGUCGUUAACAUUACCAAAAAGAAAAAUGAACCCAGCAUACAACAGAUAAGAACUCUCCUGACCACCCUAGCAGAUGACAAUGCGGAUGACAGAACUAAAGCCCUCGUAAAAAAGAUCCUGGCAGACGACUCACAGCAUGUUGGCCUUGUUAUAAAUGAAAGAAUCCUGAACAUUCCGGCUCAGAUUAGCGUCCCGCUAUUCGCUUCGCUUCAGACGGAGCUCGAGAAAGCCGUCAAGAAAAACAUGCCGUACACAUUCCAGUAUCUAGUGUGGAUCUGCAAGACUUACAAUACAGGAGAUGACUCUUCAGAGGUAUUAUUCGCGAACCAAGAAGAGAAGCCGAUCGCGGACGAAGCCUUAGCCAGUUUUGAUGUGAACGUGACGGAGCAAGCGGACUUAUCUCAGUGGGACUACGAGGGAGGUGCGCUGACGCCGUAUCGGAAGGUUCUGAUUUUCGACGGCCACAAAUUCAACAACCUCGUAAGGCUGAUCAAGGAAGAAGUGGAGAGCGUCUAAACUUGUCCCUAUAUUGACAUGCACUCAUAUGCCAUGAUUAUUAUUAUAAUACGCCCUGUAUUUAUAUUUUAUUACUGCUAAGUCAUAAGUUUAUUAAAUUUGCUAAGCUUUAAAA